UUCGUUUUAUUCACAAGUCAUAAGCAUGAGAGAAAAAUAAAACAAUCUUUCUCUAGUAAAAAUGCUUUAUUGUCUUAUUCUCCUCCUCCUCCUAUGCCUCUCUUCCACGUAUCUAUGUCUCUCACUAAACCACGAUGCCACCAUCCUCCGGCAAGCUAAACUCGGCUUAUCUGACCCGGCCCAGUCACUAUCUUCGUGGUCCGAAAACGACGUCACUCCCUGCAACUGGCGCGGCAUCACCUGCGACGCCACGUCAUCAGUCCUCUCCGUUGAUCUCUCCAGCUUCAUGCUCCUCGGUCCUUUCCCCUCCGUCCUCUGCCGUCUUCCUUCUCUCUCUUUCCUCUCUCUCUACAACAACUCCAUCAACGGUUCUCUCUCCGGAGACGAGUUCACAUCGUGUCGGAACCUCAGCUACCUCGAUCUGUCGGAGAAUCUACUGGUCGGGUCCAUCCCGGAGUCACUCCCUUUCAACCUGCCGAACCUCCGCCGCUUCGAAAUCUCCGGGAACAACUUAUCAGACGCGAUUCCGGCGAGCUUCGGAGAGUUCCGCAAGCUCGAGUCGUUAAACCUCGCCGGGAAUCUCCUCUCCGGCACCAUCCCCGCCUCUCUCGGCAACGCGUCCACUCUGAGAGAGCUCAGACUCGCUUACAACCCGUUCACUCCGAGUCGAAUCCCGAGUCAGCUCGGCAACCUAACCGAGCUUCGCGUUCUCUGGCUCGCCGGCUGCAACCUCGUCGGACCGGUGCCUGAGGCUCUCUCCGGUUUGACUCGGUUGGUUAGUUUGGAUUUGACGACGAACCAACUAACCGGUUCUAUCCCGAGCUGGAUCACGGAGCUGAAAAGCAUCGAGCAGAUCGAGAUAUUCAACAACUCGUUCUCAGGGGAGUUACCGGAGGCGAUGGGUAACAUGACGAUGCUGAAGAGCUUCGACGCGUCCACGAACAAGCUGACAGGGAAGAUCCCCGACGGCUUGGCUGGGUUAAUAAGCCUCGAGUCGCUGAACCUCUUCGAGAACAUGCUCGAAGGACCCUUGCCGGAGAGCAUAACUCGCUCCAAAGCGUUGACGGAACUCAAGCUGUUCAACAACAAACUCACCGGAGAGAUACCGAGUCAACUCGGCGCGAACUCCCCUUUACAGUACGUGGAUUUUUCGUAUAACCGGUUUUCCGGCGAGAUACCGGCGAACUUAUGCGGUGGAGGGAAGCUAGAGUAUCUCAUGCUUAUAGGGAACUCUUUUUCCGGUGAAAUACCGAGGAAUCUUGGCAAGUGCAGGAGCUUGACACGUGUCAGAUUAAAUAAUAACAAGCUUUCCGGUCACGUUCCGGAAGAGUUCUGGGGGUUGCCUCGCUUGUCGCUGCUCGAACUCUCGGAGAACUCGUUCACCGGAACAGUCUCUGUUGCCAUCGUCGGUGCAAAGAAUCUAUCAAACCUGAGAAUCUCGAAGAAUCAGUUCUCAGGUUCGAUUCCCGGCGAAAUCGGAUCGCUUAACGGACUGAUCGAGAUCGCCGGAGAUGAAAACAACUUCUCCGGCGAGGUUCCUAGUACUUUGGUGAAGCUUAAGCAACUGAGCAGGCUCGAUCUCAGCUCUAAUCAGCUCUCCGGCGAGAUUCCACGUGGGAUUCGCGGUUGGAAGAAUCUGAACGAGCUCGAUUUGGGUAAUAACCAUCUCUCCGGCGAAGUCCCUAGAGAACUCGGAGAGUUGCGUGUUCUUAACUACCUUGAUCUCUCUAACAAUCAAUUUUCCGGUGAAGUUCCAACGGAGCUCCAGAAUCUGAAGCUAAACGUUAUAAACCUAUCGUACAAUCAUCUGUCCGGGAGGGUUCCUCCUCUCUACGCUAACAAAAACUACGCGUCCAGCUUUCUCGGGAAUCCUGACUUGUGCAUCGAUAGUCUUUGUCGGAAGAUCAGACGGUCUAACAACAUGGGUUAUGUCUGGAUUCUCCUGUCGAUUUUCGUACUCGCCUGUCUGGUUUUUGUUGUUGGGGUUGUUAUGUUUAUCGCCAACUGCAAGAAGAUGAGAGCCACCAAGAGGGAUAGAUUCUCCGCGUCCAAGUGGAGAAGCUUCCACAAGCUUCGGUUCAGCGAGCAUGAGAUCGUUGAUUGUCUCGACGAACGAAACGUUGUCGGUUCCGGUUCCUCGGGUAAAGUCUACAGAGCGGAGCUUAGUGGUGGAGAAGUCGUAGCGGUGAAGAAACUCAACAAAACGGCUAAAGGAGUUGAAGACGAUUCGUUGAAUAGAGACGUUUUCGCUGCGGAGGUGGAAACGCUCGGAACGAUUAGGCAUAAGAGUAUCGUGCGUUUGUGGUGUUGCUGCAGCUCCGGGGAUUGUAAGUUGUUGGUAUACGAGUACAUGCCUAAUGGGAGCUUAGCCGAUGCGUUGCACAGCCACCGCAAAGGUGGAGUGUUGUUGGGUUGGCCUGAACGGAUGAGGAUCGCUUUAGACGCAGCCGAGGGAUUGUCCUACUUGCACCACGAUUGUGUUCCUCCGAUCGUGCACCGUGACGUGAAGUCUAGUAACAUAUUGCUAGAUGGAGAUUAUGGAGCCAAAGUAGCUGACUUUGGCAUCGCGAAAGUCGGUCAAAUAAGCGGUUCUAAAUCGCCGGAAGCUAUGUCUGGAAUCGCUGGUUCUUGUGGUUACAUUGCACCAGAAUACGUAUAUACACUUAGGGUGAAUGAAAAGAGUGAUAUCUACAGUUUUGGUAUCGUGCUUUUAGAGUUGGUAACGGGGAAGGAACCAACAGAUCCAGAACUUGGAGAUAAAGAUAUGGUGAAGUGGGUGUGUACUACGCUUGACCAAUGCGGUUUAGAAACGGUGAUCGAUCCCAAACUUGAUCUGGGGUUCGAAGAAGAGAUUAGCAAAGUCAUUCACAUUGGUCUUCUAUGUACGAGUCCUCUCCCUCUAAACCGACCUUCCAUGAGAAAAGUUGUGAUCAUGCUUCAAGAAGUCUCUGGUGCUGUUUCUAGUAGCGGUCAAAAUGAGUCUAAACGCUCAAAGAGCAGUGGGAAACUGUCGCCUUACUACGUGGAAGAGGUAAACAGCGUUUGAGUGCUCAAAAAUGGGCCAAUAUUGUUUGGGUUGGGCGAGAAAUAGUGGUUUGGUUUGUGCUAAGUUAGGUGAAUUGUAAGAACUAAGAAGUCAGAAACUGAAAAGUGGAGCUUUCUGAUUAGGUAAUAGCUCUUAAUGUUAAAAAGUUUGGAUAAUAUUUUGAAUCAAUGCACUGAUUGUAACAUCUGAUGGUUGGUCCACACUAUAGCCAACCUUCAUUUAGUAAAACUCGGCCCGUUACCACA
This is a messenger RNA of Raphanus sativus (radish), 3291 nucleotides long. RefSeq names its product receptor-like protein kinase 5. The coding region runs from base 62 to 3046 and encodes 994 amino acids. The record is from RefSeq and is a predicted model, not a curated record. The transcript is spliced from 2 exons. Gene Ontology annotation, molecular function: protein kinase activity; ATP binding; receptor serine/threonine kinase binding. Lineage: Eukaryota; Viridiplantae; Streptophyta; Magnoliopsida; Brassicales; Brassicaceae. Gene Ontology annotation, biological process: protein phosphorylation.